Messenger RNA from Myotis lucifugus (little brown bat), 3068 nucleotides. RefSeq names its product solute carrier family 5 member 2 (gene SLC5A2). The record is from RefSeq and is a predicted model, not a curated record. Gene Ontology annotation, biological process: transmembrane transport; sodium ion transport. Gene Ontology annotation, cellular component: plasma membrane. Gene Ontology annotation, molecular function: D-glucose:sodium symporter activity. Lineage: Eukaryota; Metazoa; Chordata; Mammalia; Chiroptera; Vespertilionidae.
AGCGGUAACCUGUCUGUGGACACGCCCUUCAUUGGCUCUUCGCCUUUCUCACUCCUUCACAGUCCCUACUGGGAUCACCCCCCAGUGAAGUCCUUGCACUCCGGUUCUCAUUUUGGGGUCUGCUUUUAAGGCAUUCCCCAAACAUAAUUCAUUCAAUUCCCAUCUCUGGCAUGCGCCCAACUGCCAUGGUCAGACGUCCAAGGCUGGUCCAUUCUAGAAGAAAGGCAGAGACAGCUCUUCACCAACUCCGGGAUGAACCACAUCACGCCUGCUCUUGGGGAGGCUCUAGCCUGUUGGGGAGACAGAGAUGGGCCCGGAUGAGGGCCACUCCGUGUGCUGGGAACUGUAUCAGAAAAGUCAAGCAAGUCUUUGCUAAGCAGUAACAGGGCUGGGUACUGAAGGCUGGGUAGGAGUUGGCUGUUGGGGAGACGGAGGCAUUCUAAGCAGAAGUUUGGGGGUAUGAGCAUACACAAGUUGGGCAGGGCAAAGGAGUAGGAAGGAGACUAGAUUUGGUUGGGGGAAAGGGCAAGGGUGGGCGGAGUUGGGGCCUGGCAGGCCCUGACUGUGAUGGAGAGCUAUGGAGUGCUCCUGGGCAGGGGACUCACAAUGUCAGGCGAGGGUUUGAAGAUGAUCCCUCUGGACUGGUCAGAACCAGGGGCUGACUCAGCCAGACUCCCUAGGUCAAGGCUGAAAAGUUGGCGUGUUUUAGGGGGUGAUUUUGAGCCUGAGGCACUAGGGAAGAGGUAGGGGCUGAGGCCCAGGAAGGAGUGUUCCUGAACUUGAAAGGGUCCACCUCCCAGGACCAGCCUUCGGUCUUGAUAUGACCUGAUUCAGCUAAACAAAGGCGGGGAGGGGGGACAAGGCCUGGGUGAUUUGUCAGCUCACUGCACCUGAGGUAACCAUUAACCCCUCCCCUGGGAGAACCCAGGGGCUGGUCCCUUGAGGGGCAGAUCCUGGACAGAAUGGAGGACUACACAGAGGCAAGCUUGGCGCCAGAGCUGGAGGAGCAGAGGGUCUUAAUCGACAACCCUGCUGACAUCGUGGUCAUUGCUGCUUACUUCCUGCUGGUCAUUGGUGUCGGCUUGUGGUCCAUGUGCAGAACCAACAGAGGCACUGUGGGUGGCUACUUCCUGGCGGGACGAAGCAUGGUGUGGUGGCCGGUCGGGGCCUCUCUCUUUGCCAGCAACAUCGGCAGUGGCCAUUUUGUGGGCCUGGCGGGGACUGGCGCUGCCAGCGGCUUGGCUGUGGCUGGAUUUGAGUGGAAUGCGCUGUUUGUGGUGCUGCUGCUCGGCUGGCUCUUCGUGCCGGUGUACCUGACGGCGGGCGUCAUUACCAUGCCGCAGUACCUGCGCAAGCGCUUCGGCGGCCAUCGCAUCCGCCUCUACCUGUCCGUGCUCUCGCUCUUCCUGUACAUCUUCACCAAGAUUUCGGUGGACAUGUUCUCGGGGGCGGUAUUCAUUCAACAGGCUCUCGGCUGGAACAUCUACGCCUCCGUCAUCGCGCUCCUGGGCAUCACCAUGGUCUACACGGUGACAGGAGGGCUGGCGGCGCUGAUGUACACGGAUACCGUGCAGACCUUCGUCAUUCUCGGGGGCGCCUGCAUCCUCAUGGGUUACGCCUUCCAUGAGGUGGGCGGGUAUUCUGGGCUUUUCGACAAAUACUUGGGGGCAAUGACGUCGCUGACGGUGUCGGAGGAUCCGGCCGUGGGCAACAUCUCCAGCUCCUGCUACCAACCCCGGCCCGACUCCUACCAUCUGCUCCGGGACCCUGUCACGGGGGACCUGCCGUGGCCUGCGCUGCUCCUGGGGCUGACCAUCGUCUCCGGCUGGUACUGGUGCAGCGACCAGGUGAUCGUGCAGCGCUGCCUGGCGGGGAAGAACCUGACCCACAUCAAGGCGGGCUGCAUCCUGUGCGGCUACUUGAAGCUGAUGCCCAUGUUCCUCAUGGUCAUGCCGGGCAUGAUCAGCCGCAUUCUUUACCCGGACGAGGUGGCGUGCGUGGUGCCCGAGGUGUGCAAGCGCGUGUGCGGCACCGAGGUGGGCUGCUCCAACAUCGCCUACCCGCGGCUCGUCGUCAAGCUCAUGCCCAACGGUCUGCGAGGACUCAUGCUGGCGGUCAUGCUGGCCGCGCUGAUGUCCUCGCUGGCCUCCAUCUUCAACAGCAGCAGCACCCUUUUCACCAUGGACAUCUACACGCGCCUGCGGCCUCGCGCGGGGGACCGCGAGCUGCUGCUAGUAGGACGGCUCUGGGUGGUGUUCAUCGUGGCGGUGUCGGUGGCCUGGCUGCCCGUGGUGCAGGCGGCCCAGGGCGGGCAGCUCUUCGACUACAUCCAGGCCGUCUCCAGCUACCUGGCGCCGCCCGUGUCCGCGGUCUUCGUGCUGGCGCUCUUCGUGCCCCGCGUCAACGAGAAGGGUGCCUUCUGGGGACUGAUUGGGGGCCUGCUGAUGGGCCUGGCGCGCCUUAUUCCCGAGUUUUCCUUUGGCUCCGGCAGCUGCGUCCGACCCUCCGCAUGCCCCGCACUCCUCUGCGGGGUGCACUACCUCUACUUCGCCAUCGUGCUCUUCGUCUGCUCGGGCCUCCUCACCAUCGUCAUCUCACUGUGCACAGCGCCCAUCCCGCGCAAGCACCUCCACCGCCUGGUUUUCAGUCUCCGGCACAGCAAGGAGGAGCGGGAGGACCUGGAUGCUGAGGAACUGGAAGGACCGGCCUCAGCCCCUGUACAGAACGGGCGUCCGGAGCACGCGGUGGAGAUGGAGGGUGAGGCACGGCCCAGGAGGUGGGGCUGCGGACUGAGGGGGGCAAGUUCCCUCACACUAACUGUCGGGCUUCAAUUUCUCCCAGAGCCCCAACCCCCGGCACCAGGCCUGCUCCGCCAGUGCCUGCUCUGGUUCUGUGGAAUGGGCAGGGGCGGGGCAGGCAGCCCCCCACCCCCCACCCAGGAGGAGGUGGAUGCGGCAGCCAGGCGGCUGGAGGACAUCAGUGAGGACCCGCACUGGGCCCGUGUGGUCAACCUCAAUGCCCUGCUCAUGAUGGCCGUGGCCACCUUCCUCUGGGGCUUUUAUGCCUGA